CAACGCGUGCGACAUCAGUUUUGGGGAUGUCAAUUGCGAUUGGUUAUGGAUUUCACUAAGAUCCCAUACUUCGCGAUGUUUAGACGGUCCGGUACUGUGAUAGUUAGAGUCAAAAUGGACGGGCCGGAAUCUUUCUGCAAGCCCGAAGCUUGUCCCAGAUCAGACUAUCCUCAACCAGUGCACAGACCAUCAGGCUGUGAAGAAUGUUCUAGGACUAGAUCAAAUAGCCGAAAUAGUGACUGUGAUAGUGAUUUAGUGGAAAGAUGUGGACCUUACAGAGCGAGUUCAGCAAGAAGCAGAUACGUCAACGUCUGCGCAGCGGUGUGCUUGGUCCUACUUGUGGGCGGUCUCGCGCCUCAGUCAACAGCAGCACCGUACAAACGAACUAUGGAUAGACAGCGCCGCUCUGCGCAGGAGAACAGCCUUUGGGGAAACCCAUGUGACUAUGACUCUAAUUCUAAAUCAGCAAAAUAUACCGCAAAACUUGCAAAAGAUGUCGCAUCACAAGCAAAAAACGCUUACGAGUCAACGGCAAAGUACAAAGAUAAAUUCGCAUUAAAGCUUCACAGUUACCCAAGUUUCGACGAGCUAUUAACAGUUUGGAGCAGUGAUGACUGGCUUCGGAAUUUCACCUGGUUCCCUGAAGAAGGUCUACCCAAAGAGAAAGUGCUUUAUCAAGCUAUGCCUGCCGAAUAUAUGGAUAAACUGAUAAAAAAAAUAGACAAAAUUUUACCGUCGAUGUUCAAAGGAUUGAAAAUGGUGGUUGCAGGAUUGUACUCUAUAACCAAGGAAGGUCUUAAUGAUGAUAUCUUCUCAGAUGCGAGCAUGAAACAUAACAUAACGGAGAGCAUGCACAACGUGCGAGCUGUUCUUUGUUUGUUCGAUGAAAUAAUGAGAUCGCGCAACUUAGAGAUUAUGCCCUUGCCGGAUUCUGAAAUCCCGGACAUGAAGAAUGUGGACAAACUCUCAUACGCUUUACUGGUUUAUCGAGACACUCUUAACUAUUUGGAAUACCUCGCCCAAGUGUUCCAGACGAUGUACGAUAUGGACCCUGAUAAAGCUGAUUGAGGCCAGAUACAUCGGUUUUGUUAACUAAACUUGACUUCGCUGUAACUAGCGAGAAACUGCCCUAUUUUAACCGAAUUUUUGGGAUAUCUUUUUUUUGGGAUUUAAUUAUUGAUACUUUUAUUUAUGACUUAUACGUAAUGUAUUUUACGUAUAUAACGAUAUUUGUUUGUCAGUAGGUACUUAACUAUUUGGAGUACCUCACCCAAGUGUUCCAGACGAUGUACGAUAUGGACCAUGAUAAAGCUGAUUGAGGCCAGAUACAUCGGUUUUGUUAACUAAAAUUGACUUCGCUGUUACUAGCGAGAAACUGCCCUAUUUUAACCGAAUUUUUGGGAUAUCUUUUUUUUGGGAUUUAAUUAUUGGUACUUUUUUUAAGACCGUCUAGAAACAUAUGUAUGUGGCUUUCUGACGAUUUGUAUUGUGAUGAUUUAUGUGCUAAAUCAGUAUUUAAUGUUGUGAGUAAAAUAUAUUGAUUAAUGUGUUUUCGUGUAAGUUAUUUUUGUCUCGAGACGGUCUUGUCUUACGCGUGUACUCGCCCUUAUUCGUUGAUCCAGUACAAUGAAUCUCGUAGUUCAAUUGUUUGCACUUUUGGCUGUUGAUAGUAGAAAAUGUCUUUGCCAUUACAUUGCCAUUUCGGUCUAGAGUGAAUUAGUUCCUUUAUAUGUAUAUUUUGUAAAUAGUGACGAUUUUAAUUAUUUUUUUUAUCACCAGCUUAACAUUCGAAAUUUUCCGAUAUCCUAGUCAAGAUAUUAACUUAUUUAUUUCUCGAUUGUUCUUCUUAAUUACUAACAAUUUUCUACGGUAUUAUGAGACGAUUAGUAUUAAACCAUUCCAUCAAACUCUGUUGAUGUUGAUGUAUUAGCAAAUUAUUUAGUUAAUGUGUCAAUGGCUUGUUCAUAAUUGACAAUAUCUCUUUGACUUGUGACUGCGGUCGUGGCUGCGAUAAUUAAUUGUAAUUAUUACAUUUUAUGAUCUAGUUUCAUUACUUUAAUUCGAUACUUUGUUAACUAUUUAUAUUCCUGUUACAGAGAUACAAUGAUAAAUGACUAGCUUUAAUAGAGCAGUUAAUUAUAUUACUGUAAAGUAUCCACUGUAUUUAUGACUUAAUCAUUAUUUGUAUGAUUCCAAUGUGUUUAUAUAUAUGCAAACAUUAUUGCUAUGU
This is a messenger RNA of Nymphalis io (European peacock), 2230 nucleotides long. RefSeq lists its product as uncharacterized. The record is from RefSeq and is a predicted model, not a curated record. The coding region runs from base 46 to 1068 and encodes 340 amino acids. The transcript has 6 exons. NCBI's taxonomy places the organism in Eukaryota, Metazoa, Arthropoda, Insecta, Lepidoptera, Nymphalidae.